UCGGUUGACAAUACGUCGAUUUAUUUCCCCAUCCGAAUCUUUAUGAUAAUCUAUAAAUUUAUAUUUACGGAAGAGUAGUCAAAAUUGUUUUGGAUAGAGUCAUGCUUGAUUUAUUACAAAAAAAGUCAUAAACAAUUUGUUCGUGAUUUAAGUACAUUAAAACAAAGGGAUUCUAGAUCUGAAUUAAUCGCUAUACAAAAUGGAAAAUGAAAAGAAAAAGUUUUUAGUAAAGAAACUGACCAAGGUCAUCGAAGAGGCAGACAAAAAUGGAGUUUCGCGAAGUGAUGUUCGUAAUAUUUUAAUUAAUCCAACUGUAGAUAAAGUGAAGAAAACUGACAGUAAAACUAAGGAGAAUACAGGAAUAGAGAAUACAGAGUAUACCAAAGAACAUGAGGAAAAGGAGAAAAGAGAUGAGAGAAAAUUGUCUCCGUUAAAAUCAAAAUACGUUAUGUAUGCUUUUAUGUACGUUUUUGGAAUAAUCAGUACAUUAAUAACUAUUUUCAUUCACGGUUUCAUUGUUGACGCGUUAGCUGAGAAAUGUUUUAUGGACCAAAAUGUUUAUGCAGCUGAAAUUUCAAGACCACUGGUCCAAUGCAAUAUGUGUAGGAAUCUAGACAGCAUUCCUGUGGAGUCCGGCAUUUCUGCUGAAGAGUUCAAACGGAAAUAUGCAUAUACAUCUGUUCCUGUGUUAAUCAAAGAUGCAACAAACACGUGGUCCGCAAUGACACAAUUCAAUUUUCAGUUCUUCAAAGAUCUAUAUUUCAGAACAGAAGAUGCAUUGAGGACUGUGGACGAAGAAUGUCAGUUCUUCCCAUAUAAUACCGACUUUUUGACAUUAAGUGAUGUUUUCAAUAUGUCUGACGCUCGUGCAAACUUUGUGGAUGGGGAAAUGCCUUGGUAUAUAGGAUGGAGCAACUGUCACAAGGAAGUGAGAAAUAAACUACGAAAACAUUACCAACGACCUUACUUUCUACCCAACAACUCAGAGUCAAGCACGCUUGAUUGGAUCUUCAUGGGUGGUUCAGGACCUGGGGCACUUGUACACUUAGACUAUGUUGUUAGACCGUCUUGGCAAGCACAAAUAUCUGGUAUGAAGACGUGGACCCUCGUUCCCUCUCCGGAAUGUGAGGCCGAAUGCAAAUCCUUCAAUGUUACCGUUCACAAAGGAGAUAUAUUUGUUGUGGACACAAAUGUAUGGUACCACUCUACUUUUAUCCAUCCUGGGGACAUUAGUAUCACCAUUGGUUCAGAAUAUGACUAAUUCUACAAACAUUAAUUUGAGUCAGUAUGAGCUCGGGUUGAUUUUUGACUGUGUUUAUUCGAACGUCAAAAUUUAAGUUUUCAGUCCUUAGAAGAAUGAAAUAAAAUCCUUUUUAUACCAUGUCUUAAUUUUCUACUUUGUAUGGUAUCUCUGUGACAUUAUAAAAAUAUUCAAUAACGGUUUUGUGUCUGAAGAAAAGCGAAAGAUAUAGCCCUAACGACUUGUCUCUGCAGUUUUGAGCUCUCAUUGUAUGACUUAAAUUAACAUCAGAUAAGAAACUAUUUUCAGUUAAUAGAUAAAUGUCACUGGUAAAAUCUUCACGGACAAGAUACGGAGCUGCAUUGUUGCAAGGUGUAUCAGACAUACAAAGCCAUUAUGCUUUCGAAUAUAUAAUGACAACUCUCACUCAUGUAUACCCGUAACUGCAAAAGGCAACAAAAAUAUGAUGGAAACAUCUUUUAAGGAAUCGAACACAUCAUAACUAGUGUUGUCGCGAGAAGUUUGGACCCGUACCAUAAAAGAUGAUGAUUUAAGUUCGUUAUAAUGAUUGUGAAAUUUCGUUUUUAUCAUAUAUUAUAACCUGAACCAUUAUUCCGAAUCAUUUGUUAGCUUACAAGUUAGGUAGGUUGUUUUCCUUGGGGCAAAAUCCAAUUGCUACUUUAAUUAUUUUAUUUUACUGAAUGUUAAAUUUCGUCCGAGAAUUAAGAGAAACACAUUUCGUUUUACUGUAUACUCAUUUGCAAAUAAUUUGUCUCAUUUUCAAAACUUUUGUCAGCAGUAUAUGAACUUAGACCAUAUGUUUCAUUCAUCUUUGGUACAGUUACAAGUAGCAAAUGGCUACUUAUAUAAUUCAAUAAAGAUUUGUUCAAAACAAAUUUACGUUGUUCAAGAAGUGUUUUGAAAGGAGAAAAUAUAAUACAUAACAUUGUAAGUAAUUUCAUCGAAAACAGUAACAAGGGUCAUGUUGGACAUAACGAAUAUUUCGUGUAAAAAUUGGCCUAGAAAAUGACAUAUUUUGAAAUAAUGAAUUGUAUACACAUCAAUAAGAGAAGAAUAUUGUGUGAUGAAUAUUCAACAGGGAAAGCCACGGUCCAAAAACACAGCCUUCCCAAUCCGCUAUUCACAGCAUACUUACGUGCAUACGACAAACACACACGACCAUUCACAGCAUGCUUACGUGCAUACGACAAACACACACGACCAAAACACUUUCAAAGCAAACACGAGGACAAAAUGAAAAAAGGAACAUGGUGGGACACACAUGGAAUGGUCAGUUGCAAACUAACCAGAGGAGUUUAAACCGCUUUAUAAUGCAUAUAAUUUCAUUCUCACCCCCACCUAGACCUACUGUAUCAUUAUGUAUGUAAAAGUUACGGAUUAUGCAGACUGCAGUUCCUUAACUCUCUUUAAGAUGCCCGUAAAGUUUAAAUAAAUUCCUUUGCAAAGAAUUCAAGUAACUUUACAAAAUGGAGGUGAUUCAAGAAGUAAGAAAGUAGAGGUAAGGUUCUUCAAGUUAUUUUAUUUAUCAUACACAUAGUAUUAUCAAAUCAGUGAAGGGUUCACAGCUUAUCUAUGAAAGCUACCAUCAAGCGUAAUCAGAACCGGAUUCAGUUCUUAAUUGACAAGUGCAUUUCUGUGAUUUAUAUUCCAUGCCUUUUGUUGCCAUUACGUGUAUUAGGGAUUCACCUGGUCUAAGAUGGCCCCUCAGUGGCGUUUUGGCCAUUGACCGUUCCAAGGCGGUGCCCCAAUGUGUUCCUUUAUUUAUUUGUGUUGCCCUAGUGUUUUUGCUUUGCGUACGUGCGUGUGUGUGUGUGUGCGUGCGUAUGAUGGUCUUGUACGCGGCCAUAAUUUGGUUUGCGGUUUGUGUAAGUUAGUGUUUAGAAAUUGGCUUUCCUUGUUGAAUCUUAUCCCCAGCAAACCAGAAGUCCCUCGUAUUUCCAGGUAGAAAUAUUAUGAUUGUCUAAAUUUUUGUCAAAUAGUAUAUAAUUUAUAGAUGUGUCUUAUUGCAGAACAAAUCCCAUUGCACAUUCAAACUUACCAUGCGAUGUGUUUGGAUUGUUUCUUAUGUAUGGAGUUGCUAAAUAAUUACCUGAAAAUCAUCUCUGACAGGAAACGACAUUUUAUUGCAAUACUUCUCAUGGGAAUAGAAAUACUAGCUAGUGCGUUAUAGCUAAAUGUAGUAGAUGCUAUUAUAUUUCAUCUAAAUGAAACUUUCUUGACAACUUCACGAUUAAAUCAAAUAAAAUGACUUGAUAAAGAAAACAUCGUGUUCAAUUCUAUUUGCUACAAA
Mercenaria mercenaria is the source of this 3551-nucleotide messenger RNA. RefSeq lists its product as uncharacterized. The coding region runs from base 200 to 1261 and encodes 353 amino acids. NCBI's taxonomy places the organism in Eukaryota, Metazoa, Mollusca, Bivalvia, Venerida, Veneridae. The transcript has 4 exons. The record is from RefSeq and is a predicted model, not a curated record.